Messenger RNA from Pomacea canaliculata, 3073 nucleotides. RefSeq lists its product as uncharacterized. The record is from RefSeq and is a predicted model, not a curated record. The coding region runs from base 1039 to 2763 and encodes 574 amino acids. NCBI's taxonomy places the organism in Eukaryota, Metazoa, Mollusca, Gastropoda, Architaenioglossa, Ampullariidae. The transcript is spliced from 8 exons.
GUAGUAUACACCAAAGUGAGAUUGAUUUCUUAAAUUAUUUCUUCAAUCGGAAGAAUGACACAUCACUGAUUACUUACUGUGCCUUUACAAGACGUGUGCAUGAGCAAAAGCAGAUGGUAAAGGGAGGCAAGUGCAGGUCUAGACUGGCUUUGCUAUUCACUGAUUCUUCUCCCUAAGAAAAGCUGUAUAUAGAAAUACAAAAAUAGUUUUAUAUGAUAAAUUUAAGAAAAUGCCUAAGUCAUUUGUGGAUAAAAGACCCAUAAAAUCACAAAGCUUUUAGUUUUCAGAUAUGCUGGAUAAAUUGAGAACAGCAUUAGUUUAAUUUAAUUUCAAUGGUUUCUGUAAUGAUUUCAGACCUUAUUUCUAAUACAAAACUAACAAAUCAGACUGGGUUUUAUUUAUCAGUUACGAAAAUUUUUUAAAGACGCAAUGAUGGGCAAGUAGAGGCUGAAAGAGGCGAAAAAGUUUUCGAAAAAGGAAUUUCCCUAUAAAACAUUUAUUAAAUAUUCUAAGUUAAAUAUCAGAAACUGUCCAAUUUUUACAAUACUUUUUCUACAUUUUAAUAAUCUUUUUUUCAUCUAGAUUACUGGCACUUAAGACUAUGCAGGGUAAAUUAUUUCACAGGAAAGGCUAAAAAAAAAAAAAGAUCAAUAGAUUUGUGAUGCAUUAGUUUUGAAUUUUUAUAAAAUCGAAUAAGAGAAAGGAGAAGACAAUAAAACCAAAAAAGGCUAUUCUUCCCACCUACCAACUGACACUGUAAGUCACCCAACCAAAAAACAAAAAUUAAAAAAAAAUAACUUUUUAGUAUAUCUGAAAGUUUGACAAAAGUGGCAUAAAAACAGAUCGUCUUAUAGUCACCAGGGAUUGAUGUUUGUCAUCUAUUAAUAGUAUCACAGCUUCACAAGGAAACCGCGCGACUGCUCCAGCUCAACAUGUAUCGCCCUUUUAGUUUCCUUGUUAUAGUUUCAUAAGUGUGUGGUGAUAGUAGAAUGUUAUUCACUGAGAACUUUCUGUGAUGGACUAGACAAGGCACAGAAAAUGUGGUCUACUGUAGGCGUUGUGUGUGUCUUGCUCAUGCACCAGGCAGUUUUUUUACGAGAAGAAGUGUGUACUGACUUGAAUUUUUACACUCUUACGAAUGAUGUUUUAUCAGUUGAUGAAAACGACUUUGUCAACGUGACAUUCUGGAUUAAGGAGUUGGCAUGUAACCAGACGAAUACUUUACAUAAAGUGACAGUUCAUACCCAGAUAAACACUGGUGUUCAUGAGUAUGACGGAAGGGUAACAUCCAGUGAGGGCAAUUGCUCUGGAAGACUGUCUAUUCAGUGCAUCAGUCUGACAGGUCCAGCAACGUUGUACAAACCAGUGAAUCGAUCUCAUGUGCAAAUCGAAUGGGAACUGUCGUCAACACCGUCUGAUGAUUUGAUAUCAAUACAGAAGAAGCUCAAUGUUUUUUAUCCACCUGCUGUCAAAAGUCUCACUGUAGACAAAAGUGAGGUCAGUGGUAAUUGUCUUAUUAAUGAUCUCCAAGAGGUUAGCAUCUCCUGCACCUUUCACCCAGGAAACCCACCUCGCAAAUUAUUUCUGUUUGAUAAAACUGGAAAUGAAAUAAAAGCUACUAGAGGAGAAGACUAUCUCAACCUGUCCCUUACACUCCGGUGUGAACACGACUGGCCCACAGUCCGAUGUGAAGGAAGUGGCUCGAAAACUAUUAAGUCUGUGUCUUUCCUUGUCAGAUGUCGUCCUCAGUUUAUUGACAGGUAUCCAACAGUUGUCUAUAGCGGAAGAGACUACCGUUGGACAUUUAAAAUAAAGGUCCACACUACCGUCGUAGAGAAAUGUCUUCUGACAUCGUCAUCUAGAAACAAUUCAAACAUCUUAGUGAACUGUACCCUGAUUGGUGACCUACCUUACCUGCUUUUGACUCUUGUCAUAUCUGAAAAUAAUAGUCUUAAAGGAGAAAAUUGGUCAUUAGGUCUACGUGUUGGAGGAGGUUUUUCAGAGACACUAAACUUCAGAACACAUGCAAGUGCACUACUGGAUUUUUACAACUUUAAGGGAAACACCCUUUUUGUUGAGGAAAACAACUACGUCAACCUGACGUUCUGGCUGAACACAUCAGCCUGUAAUCAGUCUGACAUGGUCUAUAGAAUUAAGGUACAAACCUUGACGAACGUGGGUAACGUGGAAUACGAUGGAAGAAUCAUUCAGGUGGGCAACAGCUGCACUGAAGUAACAAGAGUAUUUGCUGGAUGCCUCACUCCGGAAGGUCCAGGAAGAUUGUACAAGAUAAUGAACCAAUCACACGUGGAAACUGAGUGGACGUGGACAUGGAAAGACAUAGACUCAGAUGAGUUAGCAACCGCCAGUAAACGGCUAAAUCUUCAGCCUGCCCAUCCUCCUGAGUUUGUUGACAAAUAUGUAAAGAUCUUCGCUUCUUCAAGAAUCGACGAAGUAAGAAUUCGUGUCAAGGCUCACACAACAGCAAUCAGCGGAUGCGAUUUGAUCCCACUGUCCUCAGAAGACAAUAUUACAAGAGAAGUGACAUGUUUCCUAACUGGUAGCCCGCCUAAUCUUGUCCUGAGUUUUCACCUUGAAAAGGAAAGCAACAGUAUUCUAGGAAUCUGGAUGCUAACUCUUCGGAACUCAAAAGGCUCUGCGCAUACAACAUUACAUGUUAUCGAAAAUUUAGCCUGGUCCUUAGCAGUGGCUGAAGCACUAAGUCAAUGUGCACUUCUAAUGGGUGGAAUGCAGAUGGCUUAAUAGACGGAGACCUAGAUUUCUCAAACACAAGAACGACCCAUGAAGCCAUCACAGAAGUAUGGGGGAAACAGAAAUGCCGCCAUCCACUUCACUGCCAUGAUUACAGGCAAACGACUGACAGAAUUGGCGUUCACAAAAGUGCUUCUUCAAGAUGAAUGUGCGAAGACUUUAAUUAAAUAGCAAUUAAUUUACUAGGAGUUUACAACAAAGUUAGUCAUAAAAAUGAUUAAUUGUAAUCAAUAUAUGAGCUCAUGAACCUGAAACUACAUCAAUGGGUGAAUAAAUUUUUAAGGAGAUUCAUAUAAUAAUA